UGUUUUGGAAUAUCGAAUAAACAAGGUUUGUUAAGAUAAUGUUCGAGUAUAAAAAGGAAAGAAGCAUGGUGAUAAUCCAGUUCGAAGAAAAUGGCAAGAGCAACAACAUACACAGUCAGCUGUUUCAUCCUCUCUGCAUUUGUGCUGAGCAGUCGAGGCCAGGCUGAGGCUCCAGUAUCCACAGUCUCCAGCAGCCAACCAGUGAGGCAAUGCACUGGAGCAGGCCAGAUCUGUGCCACUUGCGACACGGUGUCUGUCUGCAUCGCCAACGUAGACGGGAGCAUAACAUCGGUGAACCAGUCCUGCCACGCUGACGAGAACUGUGUCGACGGGCAAUGUGUCCAAGGAGCUCUCUGCAACUACAGGCCCUUCCAGUGUUCAGAAGAUGGCUUCUAUCCCGACCCUUAUGACUGCACGAAAUACCACGUCUGCGUUGGAGCUGUUGGACGGUUGAGCUUCCAGUGCCCGGAGGGUACAUCAUAUGAUGCCUUGUCAUCAAGCUGUGGAUAUCCCCUCAACACUACGGCCUGCAUUGAUAGACCAGUUCCAGACUGCUCUCAAAGGCUCCAGAUCGGUGCUGUACCAACCAACCCUAACCUAUACUACAUCUGUGUCGAACAUGACGGAACUUUGGCUCCAGAACUGUACCAGUGUCCUGGAGGUUACACCUUCAAUGCUGCUAAGCUUUCUUGCAAAGGUGCAGAAGAAACAUCUUCAGGCAAGAAGGACAAGAAGAAAUCGAAGAAGUCGAAGGAAUAAACUCCAAAGCUGAUUAAAAACAAUGCUCACUUAUAUAGAUUAGCCAUUUGAAUAAAACAUAUUUAUUUCGAUUCGAUAAAUUUUAUUAAUUUAACAUCUUCCACUGUGUAUAACGACUUACUAAUAUAUUACUGUACCUAUACUCGUUUCAUAUUCAAUAAUAAAUAUCUAUUU
Messenger RNA from Nezara viridula (southern green stink bug), 933 nucleotides. Lineage: Eukaryota; Metazoa; Arthropoda; Insecta; Hemiptera; Pentatomidae. The record is from the annotation of a GenBank genome assembly.